Lotus japonicus is the source of this 1371-nucleotide messenger RNA. Its product is annotated as protein trichome birefringence-like 43. The record is from RefSeq and is a predicted model, not a curated record. Gene Ontology annotation, cellular component: Golgi apparatus. The coding region runs from base 1 to 1371 and encodes 456 amino acids. The transcript has 5 exons. Gene Ontology annotation, molecular function: O-acetyltransferase activity; RNA-DNA hybrid ribonuclease activity; nucleic acid binding. NCBI's taxonomy places the organism in Eukaryota, Viridiplantae, Streptophyta, Magnoliopsida, Fabales, Fabaceae.
AUGUAUUUUACGCGUCGUGUAGUGGGGGAUAGUCCAUUCGUGGUUGAGGCGCUCGCUCUUCGUGAUGUGCUGCAGAUGGCUUGGGAUUGGGGAGUACGCAACCUGAUAUGCGAAUCAGGCUGCAGGGAGUUGGUAAGGAUCAUUGUUGAUGGGGUUCAUCUCCGGAAGCGUGACCAAAGAGGGACUCUUCCGAAGAUAUGGGGUUUGCUUGACCUGAGAUGGAGGAAACACAGCACACAUAUUGUGAGCUUCUCCACCCUGACCAUGAGGUGUUUCACCAUAUCUGCUGUGUUAUUUCUUGCCCUUCUGAUUCAGAUACAUGGGAAGGAUGAUGAUGAUCUUAAUUACCAGAAGCUGCAGGAGGCAACAGAAACAGGGGUAGGAAAGAGUGGCUGUGAUUUGUUUGAGGGGCAAUGGGUUUAUGAUGAUUCAUAUCCACUUUAUGAAUCCUCACUCUGUCCCUUUAUAGAGAAGCAGUUUGAUUGCCAAAAGAAUGGAAGACCAGAUAAAUUCUAUCAAAAGUAUAGAUGGCAACCCACAGGGUGCAACUUAACAAAAUUCAAUGCUGAAGAUUUCUUAACAAGAUUCAGAGGGAAGAGUAUCAUGUUUGUGGGGGACUCUUUGAGUUUGAAUCAAUGGCAAUCACUCACUUGCAUGCUCCACACAGCUCUGCCACAUGCCCACUAUACCUUAGUCAGGAAGGGAGGUCUCUCCAUUUUCACCUUCACGGCCUAUGAUGUUAAGCUGAUGUUCUCACGCAAUGCAUUCCUGGUGGACAUUGUUGGUGAACGUAUUGGUCGAGUGAUGAAACUAGAUUCUAUUGAAGCUGGGAAAUUAUGGAAAGACAAGGAUGUAUUGAUAUUUGACUCUUGGCAUUGGUGGCUUCACACAGGAAGAAAACAAGCAUGGGAUUUCAUUCAAGAAGGGAAUAAACCAUUAAUCAAAGAUACGGAUCGGUUGGUGUUAUAUGAGAAAGCAUUGAAUACAUGGGCAAAGUGGGUUGAUCAAAAUGUUGAUCCUACUAAAACAAGGGUACUCUUCCAAGGAGUUUCUCCAGAUCAUGCAAAUGCAGGGCAAUGGGGAGAGUCAGGAGCAAACUCAUCUUGUGUAGGGGAAUCUAGGCCAUUGUUGGGAUUCAACUAUCCAGGAGGUCCACACCCAGCAGAGUUGGUAUUAGAGAAAGUGUUGGGAGGCAUGAAAAAGCCAGUGCAUUUGCUCAACAUUACUACCCUAUCACAACUGAGGAAAGAUGCUCACCCCUCUGUAUAUGGAUUUGGAGGACAUAGGAAUGCUGAUUGCAGCCACUGGUGCCUAGCUGGUGUUCCUGAUACUUGGAACCUGCUUUUAUAUGCAACUCUCAUUCAAAAUUAA